AUGAAAUUUGCUCAAAACCUAGUUUUUCUUCCCGUCGCUUUAAACUUUCAUCGUAAAGUUAUUUUAGUUUGCAAUUUUACAUGCCAUGAAAAAUGUCUGAACACCGUAGCCUCGUUCUGCUCCGGUGUAGCGAUGCAGCUGAUUAAGAAUCCGGUGGCUCACUGUUGGUCAGAACCUGGCUAUAUUAAACGCAGAUUUUGCUGUGUUUGUCGGAAGAAAACUGACGACAUCCUUUCUGUCGAGUGUGAAGUUUGUGAAUAUUACGUCCAUGUCUUUUGCCAAGAUUUAGCCGUCAGUGAUUGCAAAGAAGCCGGGACCUUCAUUGGCAGCUUAGAACCGGCAACGCAGAAGCAGCACCAUCACUGGCGAGAAGGCAACCUGCCAGCAGGAUCGAAGUGUGCCGUGUGUCGUAAGACCUGUUGGUCUGCCGAAUGCUUGGCCGGAAUGCGAUGCGAAUGGUGCUGCGUGACCGUAAGCCUGACUGACCAAAUUGUCGUUGAUCGUCGUCAAACUGUAUGUGAUGUUCAGGCUCACGCGAUAUGCUACCGACAGAUCUCGCCGGAUUGCGACUUCGGUGUCCUACGUCAGAUCAUGCUACCGCCAAACUGCCUGACAGCCCCACGGACAGAGCUGCCGAUGGAGCAGCUGCUGAGCAUCAAAUGUAGAGACAAAGAUCCGUCCACUCCUCCUAAUGUGCAGAUACCAGAGGAUUCCGGUAGCUCAACGAACGAGGAAACAGGAAGAGACAAAGAAGACUGUAAGAUCUCGUUAUUAUUACAAUCGUGCUCCUCCAUAAAGCAGGCAGAUCAACUCAGCGACAUUUGUUAUCUUUACAUCUGCUCUAAUACAUUUUUGAUGCACACCAAAGAAAUUUAA
Messenger RNA from Soboliphyme baturini, 876 nucleotides. The record is from the annotation of a GenBank genome assembly. NCBI's taxonomy places the organism in Eukaryota, Metazoa, Nematoda, Enoplea, Dioctophymatida, Soboliphymatidae.